Molecule: messenger RNA, 9506 nt
Organism: Linum trigynum
Lineage: Eukaryota; Viridiplantae; Streptophyta; Magnoliopsida; Malpighiales; Linaceae
Source: the annotation of a GenBank genome assembly
GAUCCCACUUCUUGUUGUGUUUCACAGUAAAAUAUAAUUAAAAUUUAUUUAUUAUUUUAUUUAGUUUUAUCGACUAACACACCUAUACGAGAAUCCUGGGUCCGCCAUUGUUUAGAAAGACGAUGAAAAUGCUCUAAGAAGUCAUUUGGAUAGAUUUAUGUGAUGAGUCAAUCUGCUUCAAUUACCUCAAUAUGAGAUAAUUGGGUCAACUUGUUCCAUUUGGCAACCAAAAAAAAAAAUGAUGAAGCAAUCGAAGGAGGGAAAAUGUGAAUUAAUACAUUAUGAGACAAUUAGAAUUAUCUAGCGCUGAGGAGGUAUCGUAGAUUGACUCUUUUUUUUUUUUUUUUUUUUGUGGCUUCCCAAGUGUGAAAAUACAUCCUCUGGAUUCAAAGAAGCUGAUAGAGAUCUCGACCCAUAUGUAUUUUUGGAACAUACAAAGACGACAACUUUGAAUGCACGUAACUAUACAAUGACAUUAAGAGUGAUGGUGAGACCAACUUUAAAUUCUCCGCAAUAAGGAUUUUGGGAGAAGUUAGAGUGUUAACUUCAUAGAAGUUAGCGCACCAUAUUAACUAUUUUAAUUAUCAUUCAUUUUUUAAAUCAAAUCUGAUUAUGGUUAUUAAUGGUGUGUUUGGUAUUUCAAAAAAUUAAAAAUUAAUUAAAAUCUAAAAUAUAUUUUCUCUCUCCUUCUUUUGUUAGUCAUUUUCGGCCUAGAAAAUUUACACUAAAUUCAUUACAUCUUAAAUUAGUAGCGGUUUUGGUUGAUUGUAGUGAUUUUAUUGUUAGUUGUAUUGAGUUAAGGUUUUGUAAUUAAAAUCGAUGGAUGAUUUUGGGGUUGAUAGUAGUGUUUUUAUCGGUUAUAUAGUGAUUUUCAUAUAACUAUUGACACUAAGAAUGAAAAUAUUACUAUGACCAUACCAACAACUACUAAUAUUUGUAAAAAAACACUACACAUUAUAAUAAAAAUCACUACUACUACAUAAUUAGUCGCCCACUGUCGAAGAUCACUUCAGUAUGCCCCAAUAAGUCGUUCCCGCCUCAGAAAUAUGCCGUAAAGACAUGCACCCAGACGAAUCUUGUUGUUCCCUUCAACUACUCCAGACAUCGGCGUUUGGAUUUGAUUGACGGUGGCCCCAGAUCUGUUGCACUAGGGCAUCGACGAGCAUUGGGGGAAGGCAGAUCCAAAAUUUACAUCUCUCUACGCCGAAGAUGGUGCAAAUAAUGGAGAAAAAGACAUCGGCACACGCCAUCAACGCACCUUCUUCUCUCAUCGCCGCAAGCCUCCUCGACCUAUUGUCACUGCCUGCCUCCUCCCUCGAUAUCUUCGGCUAACAUUCUUCUCCCGUCGCCGUCUGCCAUCAUUGCAUGUCUCUUUGGGCCUCUCGUUCAUGUUCUUCGUCGCCACACCAAGACGGUUCUGUAGAUAGAGGGGAGAGGGAAGAGAUGAUUUGCGUAGAAAGAGGGGAGGCGGCUGUGAGUGGGGGAGUACUGGUGGUAAGAGAGGUUAUAUAUUAGAGUUAGAAGUAAUAUUACUUAAAUAUCAUUUAAUUAAUUUUUAUUUUAUGAUUUUAAUUUAAUGGUUCUUAAACAAAUUAGCAUGGUGCUAAUCCCUUAAGAGGUUAACAAUGCAUCAUAACCACACUGUGCUUGCAAAGAAAAGAUGCAGCUCCGAGCUUCCUUUCCCGCUCCAAUUUCCAGCCAAUCUUUCAAUUAGUGAAUGUUAAUUAAGCAAUCAAGAAUGAGUAAUUUAGGUUGAAAUCAUCUCAGUAGUGGAUUGACAUUCGAUAUUACUGUAAGUCUCUUCACUAUUAAAAAAGUUACACUGAUAAACACAAAUGCGCUAAACUACUAUUCCUUACCUACUUAAAACCCUUUUACUCACCGAAAUCUAAAAUAUUAAAUUGGAUGAGUUAGGGUACAAAUCGUAGGAACUCUUGCCAUUAGGUACUUACUACUUAGGGUUUGUUUCUGUGUAUGUAUUUAGCUCUGGACAAGAAUUUGAAGUACGAAAGUUGUGGCGUGACACGUUUAUGAUCUACAAAUUAAUGUUAAUGAUGAUGUGACAAACCAUGAAUCAACGUUCACAUGGGAACUGUAGUCAUUCUAACCACUUUUCAUACGAUGAUUAUUUGAGAAACCAAACAAUAUCCAUCAGACAUAAAAAAAAGUUUAAAACAUAACGUUUAUUAUAUCGUUCUUAGUAUUUUGAUUCACAUAAAACAUUAUUGUUCGUCCGUAAAUUAGAGUAUGAACACUAGACAAAUCAAUCUACUAAUCAAUUUGCAUUGUGUUUCCAUCCCUAUAUCCACCAGCUGCUCUAGUAAAUUUUCCAAGGUAACACACCUCAUAUAUGUUUUAGUCUUUUACGUUAUAAACUUUUUGAAUUUUUAGGUUUCAUUGUUUUUUAGACGAAAAUCUUUGGGGUUAGAAUUUAUGAGCUAAAUUUAGAGUAGUGAUUUUGAAUAUGUUCAUCUGAAUUAUUUUUCUAAUUAUACCCAAUCUUAUUUUAAAAUAAGAACGACCCGAAUAUCUAAAAUCGAAAAAUUCAUAAGGCCUAUACUAACUAUGGAUCCAGAGGAGGGCUGGGCCGGGGCCCGGGGUGGCCACCCCCUGGAUCCGCCACUGGUCAGUGGAUAAGAGUUCGGCCAAAGGCGGCCCGCCAGGCCCAACGACAGCGCAAGACUGGAAAACGACGUUGUAUAAUAGGCUAACAGUGUUGUUGGUCAAACCGGGCCGAGACAAUCGAGUGGUGAUUAUGAAACGGCAUCGAUUAGUGAAAGGUGAUGCCGCGGUAUUGGUGAAACGACAUCGUUACAUGGACAAGGUUGUAGGAUUUGGCUCAACGUCGUUUCGCCAAGUUUAUGCAAACAGGAGCGGUUUCGAGUGCACGUGACUUUUACGCAAAGCAGAAAGAGGAGAUCAAGGCAGUUGAGACACGUGGGAUUUCAGGACGGAGCAGUUGAGGAAGCGGUUCCACCUAGCGUGAAGAUUACGCAAGUGAUUUCAAAUAAAAGCAGCGGAGCAAGGAGAGAGAGGGGACAACCAAAUCAACACAGAAACACAUCUGUCAAACUUUACCUUUUUUUUUCUCUGUAACUCCUUCGCGGAGCUCUCCUUCCAGGAAGGAUCUCCAUAGUUGUAGUCUUAGUCGUAGUCGCGGAGCUCUCCACAGGAAUCUCCAUAGGAGUAGCGGUAGUGUAGAUUCCCCAAAACUCAAACACCCUCGUUCGAACGUAGUUUGGAGAGGUGCGAACCGUAGUAACGGUCGUUCUUGGUUAGAAGUCAGAAGUGCAUCGAUCAAAUCAACAUCGCCGACACCGGUGGUGGAUAUUUGACGGUCACGUUGAUUUCACCAUUUAGAGGUGCAUCGAUCAAAUCAACGGCGCCGAUAUUCGGCGGCGGAUAUUUGACGGUCGUCUCGAUUUCAACAAUCAGCGGUGCAUUCGAUCAAACGGCACCGCAAGAGUUUCCACCGCGAAACAUCAAAUCAACAUCGCCGGAAACGAAUUCGGCCCGGCGGUGGCAUUUGAUUUUUCCUGGGAAACAUUUUGGCACGCCCAGUGGGACACGUGUGUUUGACAUGGCUCUGCGACGAGGAAAAGAAGAUUGUGGUCUUCGACAAGGAUCCAUGACGGAGGCUCAAAUGGUCAAUAUCGAGAUUGACGAUGCUGUUGGCGGUUCAAGCAACAACGCUGGAGCAAAGGUGCAAUCAAUGGCACGAAUCUCCGAUCAGGGUGAGAUGCUGCUCAUACCCCGCCAAGUAGUGGCUGAACUCAACAGAGAUUGCCAACAGGUAAAUAUCAUUCUAACUUCUCUUGAUAAAAAAAUGGAUAAUCUUGAAAAAAACAUAGAUCAAUGGUUUGAUAAGUUGGACGACUCUGUUUCUGAUUUUAAUAUGUCAAUACGUGGAGCCACGUAUGAUUUUGAUGUGUUUAAAUCUCGAACCAUGUCUACAACAUUGUUGCUAGAAGUGAGUGAAUCCAAUGUGUUCUUUCCUGUGAACAACGUUGUUCUAAAGGACACACCAAUUGGAAGUGGCUUGCAGAAGCCACUACAAAGAAGUCAGUAUCGACUUACUUCUAAUAAGAUUGAAAACAAGAACCAGGGUCGAGAACCUGGUUACAAUCACGUUGAGCAUAGCAAGCUCACGUAUGAUGGGUUGCCCAAGCAACAUCUCAAUGGUGUUAAAAAAACUCGUACUGGGAUUCGAACCAUGACCAUUUUAAAGAAAAGCAAGGAUAAUAACCAAUCACACUAAGCACAUUUGUUGUAUCUUUUUAAAUUAAAAACAUAUAAUAGCAGGGAGGAAAAAAAUCCUUCCCCCAUUUCAAAUUCCCUACUCCAUGAGUGUUUGUAGGAAUGGUAGAAUAGGGAGUGUCAAUUUUUUUUUCUCUUUCCUCUAUGGAACGAGCCAACUUACCGUACACAUGUGAAUUUAAACGGGUCCAGGAGUGUCAAUUUUUUUUCUUUAAGCCAUUUUAUUUCUCCGUGGUGACAAAAUAUAUAUGAAAAGGUAAAAAUAAUACUCCUUUUUAUUGUUAAAAAUAAAACAUUUAACAAUAAACUAAUGCAUGGUAUCUAAUGGGCUAACCGCCAACCAUAAAAUAAAAGAGUUGAAUGUGCCUGACCUACAUGGGAUUUGGCCAUCAAGUAAAAUAAAUGAACAUCAUUGGUUUGUCAUUCUAAAAUAAGCUAAUUUCUCUGACAUAAUAUAUAUUAUGCUAUUAAUUUAUAUCUUAGUGGCUAAAAUAUAAUGUAUUUUAAAGUUAUUCAAUGGUUCAACCUCGACCAACACAAUUAGUCCAAUUUUUAUCAUUUCAAAUAUAUAUUUUAUAAUUAUUUGAUAUCAUAAUGAUCAAAUUAUAGUGUAUUUUAUAGGGAAUAGUUUGGUAUUUGUUAGUAAAAAUUAACAUAAAGAUCUAUUUGGUUAUUUAAAACAUUAUAACGAUCCUAAACAUUUUCAGUUCCUUUUGAAUUUCUAUGGUUUUAUUCCCGAAUAAGUGAUGUGCAAAUGGCGAAUUGUAGUCGUCUCUUUUCUUUCACUAUUUUUUAUUUUCAAAUAGAAAGUUUAAAAGUAAAGAAUAAUUAGAAUUUGGCAUGGGUCGUCAAACAGGUUGAAUUUCAAGUUUUGGCCCGUUUGUUUUAUGCAUUGCAAAUUUAUUAGCAUUUUGAUGGAAAUGGCUUGGAAAAAAGACAUAUAAGUUGUACCUUUGCAAAAAUGUCCUCAAAUGUUUUAAUGCUUUGUGAAUCAGGUUCUGUGACUUUUGUGAUGGUGUAUGUGCUUGACAAUUGCUCGAUGUUGUAACUGCUUAAUUUGAGAGUAAAUCUUUUGAUUUUCCCUAUGAGUUAUUAUACCAGUUCUGGUGGUUGCAGCAUGUUGUCGUUGUUGGCCUGUAAAAGUUGUUCCGCCGUGGUGCUAAAUACCUUUCUUUCUUUUUUAACAAAUUGUGUAGUAGUGCUAUGAAACAGACCACCCAUGAACGCUACGCUUAUUAUGGUCUGUUCUUACUUCCGGUGGUGAGAAAUUGUGAAUUGAGAAUCAUAUUCGCCUACCGCACUGUGUCUGGCUGGUGGCUGCUUACUGUGCUCUCUAGAGUUAUGAAACAGACUACCCAUGAACGUUUCCCUUAAGAGUCCAUAACUUUUGCGAAAAACCAAAUUUAGGCAAUCAAAGGUGGUGGAUGUGUGAUGAUUUUUUAUGGCUUAAUUGUUUGUGAAUUGGAUAUCUGAUCUUUGUAUGAUUGGAGGGGAUGUUUGCUUAAUAGAAUUAUCCAUUUUAAUUCAUGUUUAUUUUUAACAUGAACUUUAGUAACUCAAAACCUUCGAGACACAUAUAACCUACUGCAUUGUAUCAUUUUGCCUGGGUGCUUGCUGUGUUGUCAAACUUCUUUGUUGCUGCUGCUUUUACACUAACAGGGGAGUUAAGAACCCAUGAAUGUUUCCGUUUGACACAAACAGUAGGACUUGCUUCUAAAUCGUGCACUAAAGAUGAUUGGAGGAAACAUCUCUAUUGCAGUUGAUAUACUGGAGACCAGAACAAAAGCAAUGUAUAACAUCAAAACCAACCAUCUGAACUAUUAGCAUUGUUGCUUUACUAUUUUUUCGUGGUUGAGUCUCCUUCAAAAAAUUUAGUUUGAUUUUAGAAAAUUUUGCUUCUGCAGUCCUGUCUUGCCACCAACGCGUUCAGUAGAUGGAGAUGGCAGAGGCGAAGGCUAUUUUUGUGUUGUUGUUGCUGGUUUAGGGAUCGGUUUGUGAAGAAGAGGGAGAAGAGAGGGGGAAAGGGAAAUGCAGGAGAGGGGGGUAACUCUUUUCUCUGACAAAAAUGGAGUGAAGAAAGGAAUUAUGAUCAGUAAGGAUAUGGUUAUCUUACAUAACGGUCUCUAUUCUGUUUGAAUUGAGCUUGAGAGGCAGUGAUAAGACGAGCUGCAACCAAUUCCUAGUGAGAAGAGAGCUAUGAACUGUGAUCAUGUCUUAUUUCAAGUUAGAAGGUAGUUUCAGUAUAAGGAUUAUUUAAUUUGACAAGUUGUUUCGUCCAUGGUUCUUGGUAGUUUCAGUGCCAUUCUAGCCAUUGUUUAGUCUGUAAUUUUUGAGAAUUGAUGUGCGAGUAAUGACUUUCACUUAGCUUCAACUAUUAUGUGUGUAUUUAUUGGCAUGUGAUAGAAAUCUCUUUUCCUUUUCUUUGAAUUCAAUUUCAUACUCUAAUUGUAUAAUUUGUACAUAGGCAAAUCAUGCUCGAGAUGACAACUCGCUGAUAAGGCUGGUGCAAGGAACGGAGCCAUCAUUAGAAUUCAUACCGACAACGGGGAGGGAUGCCCAGGACUAAUUCAAUGAUGAUUGAUGAUGGUAUAAUAAAAACUGCAGUUUGCAUCAACACCAAUUUCUAGGCCUAAGUAAAGCUAUUCAACCCAGAACUCUGCUUAGCGCUAAAAAUUUCCCUCACCCAACCUUGAUCCUGUUUGACCCACUUCUGAAGAGUCAAGAUAUAUGAAUAUGACUAAUCCUCUCCGUUCGUAUUUUCUUAUUGACUCUUUCUGACCCUUUAGGUUGGGGCGGGUCGGGAAGAAUCGGAUUAGUGGGUCGGUCCUAAUCAAGUGGAAUCCCAAUCCCUUCACUCUCACUUGCUUUCUCUCCUAUUCCACAAGUGAGUAACAUACAGUAAUCCGGCCAACGGGCCGGGUAAUAGGCUAGUAUCAUAUAAAAGAUUAAACAACUUACUUGUCAUAUGCUCCCAAUUUGACAUGUGCGAAGGCUUUGAAGCUGGUGGUGCUGGUGCAGGUGAUGAUCUAGGAUGUUUUUUAUUAUGUAGUGGAUUCGGACCAGAGGGAACCAGUCUAUUAACGAACAUAAAAGGUUCGAAGGCAAUAUCUAGACCUCCUGCAUUUAUUUAUGUAACUCUAUCAUUUAUAUGCUAUGAUGUGGAUAAAAAACCUAAUUUAUUUUUGAGAAAUGUUUAAUUACUUGAUCAAAACACAAAAAAAAAAAAAAGAAUGCAUAAUCCUAUUCCCAAUUCAAUAUUUUAAUAUCUUUUCAAUAAAGCUUUGUAGCCAUAAAAACAACAACACUAAGCUUAAUAACAUUUUAAUAUUCUAUAAUAUUAAACAACUUACUCAUAAUGAGCUCCCAAUUUGACACAUGUGGAGGCUUUGUAGGUGCAGGUGAACCAUGAUGUAUUGGAUCGGGAACCGCUGGGAUUGAUUUUUUGGCCUGUUACACUGAUUGCUAACAGUAAAAGUGUAACCAAAAUCCGAAACAUUGUUCAACAAUGUGAUAUUAUCACUGUAGAAGACAAAAUAAUAAGAGGAAGAGAUUAAAGGAGCUUUCGUUCAUUCCACCAGAGGUUCGGGAAGCAUAACUCAAGUCAUCAACAACUGGCCUCGUAGAAAGCCCGCCAAUUCCAAAGAGUGGUGCACCUCGACUCUCCUCCAUGCUUUGUGUUGGAGUCUGUGGAAGGAAAGAAAUCGCAGGAUUUUUGAUGGGGUGGCCAACACUGAAUUUGGAAUCGCUUUCAGGAUCGGUAGUCUCAUUGCGCAGUGGUUGGCGAUCGCGGGGAAGGUUGAUACAAAGGCUGCCGAGGAAUGGCUUCAGGUCUUGAAGAGCAGAACUGUCCUUUCUAUUUUUUUCUUUCUGUCUGUUUCUGUUUCUUUUUUAAUCUUGUAUUUCUUCUGAAUCAAUGUCAACCUUAUAAAAAAAAAUAAUUAUUUCCUUACCACCUCUUUUUCAAUUUUUGAAAUCUAAGAUAUGUGUUGAUUGUGAGAUUUGAGUGAUGGAUAUGGUAUUUAAAUCUCAAGUAUUAUGAAUUUGAUAUAAAUCUAUUAUUUGUUGAGGUAUACAUAUACAUGGGACUAACAAAUUUAGACUUUUUUUAGAUGCAAAUCUGUGAACCUCACGAAUUUGUAAAUAUCACAUUUUAAUUUGGGAUUUGGUUAUGGAAAGCAAAAAGUUGAGACAUUCAUAAUAAAACAAUCAACUAAACAAUCAACUAAACAAAUAAUAAAUUCUUUCAAAUCCAUAAUGCAACAAAUUCAUCAUAAAUCCAAAAUUUUCAAAAACUCAAAACUGCCUUUUUAAAAUCCAACAAGCAAACACUUUUUGGAGUGUACUCUUUCCAUUAAAUACACCGUUAUGUCCUUAUAGUUUUUCACAGGUAAAAUACACUUCCACAACCACAACUGUCAUGUUUGUGACAAUUAUAGCCACAAUUUUCAAAAUAUGAAAUAGUCACAAUUUUGAUGGUUGUUUAACAAAUCAACCAAUUUCCGUUACAAACUUUAACAAAGUUAGAUAUUUUGUCAGUUAGGUUAACAACAUACUGACUAGGUUAUCAAAUAGAUGUACACAUCAGCGACAACUCAGCCUCACUUAUCAGUAAAUGUCGCUUUAUAAUUUAUUUUAAAAAUAUUUUUAGACAAAGUACACUUUUAUAACCACUAACUUUGAAGUUUGUGACCGUUAUAGCCCAGUAUACGGCUAGGUGCAAUUCGCCCUAUAAUCACAAAUUAACCUCUAAUUCUUUAUCUUUCUCUCUUCAUCCUCUCAACUGGGUCAAAAUUAGAUAAAACUUUUUGACUCGCAAUGGAAAAGCUAAGUGGGAUGUCUUUUCUUGAUGGGCCCCGAUCGUUGCAUGGUAGGGCCCAAGUUUGUGGGACGUGGGGUGCCAUAGGCUUGCCUUGUGGUGUGGUGGGCCUUGGGUUCAAAGGCCCAUCAACGUUGGUAACUGAUUUUUAAAACUGCUCUACCCGUCAAUUACUUUAUUGGUAAUGGAUCAUCUACUCACAUCCACACUUAUAGUUAGACCCACACGUACGCAACUUGUUGAUGUGGAUUAGUUCCAUACGUACUUCUAGUGGUUGAGUUUGGAUCCGCCCCAAAUGAGUCUACUGUCAAAGAUGACUCUACGUACAAAAAUGUAAGAUCGACCAUCUAAUUAACUAUCUUUAACGCAAUCCACACUUUUAGAAUCAGGUAUCCAUUUUCUUUUGAAUAUCCAAUACAAUGAGUCUAAUUUA